Molecule: messenger RNA, 2565 nt
Organism: Rhodotorula toruloides NP11
Lineage: Eukaryota; Fungi; Basidiomycota; Microbotryomycetes; Sporidiobolales; Sporidiobolaceae
Exons: 3
Coding region: 1-2565 (854 amino acids)
Source: RefSeq, a predicted model, not a curated record
AUGCCACCGCUCAGCCCAUCACUCGAGACGCUCCCACAGCCAGUCCAGCAGCGCAUCGUCGUGCUCGCACUCCAGGACGACCCCUCGUUCGCUCUCAUCGCUUUGACCGCUCUCGGACGCUCCCUCCAAGCCGCAACUCGCUCUGUGCUCGCCCGGAGCCUCACACUCGACGACGACGAUGGUGUGCUCGUGGCGGCGGAAGAGUGGGCGGAACAGAGGUCGGAGGGACGGGGCCCGAGCCAGGACGACCGCGGAAAGACGCAGGCGAGCGGAGCAGGAGCGGUCAAAGGCAGCGUACUGGCGCAGGUCGUGGCGAAGGAUGAAUGGGCAGACGAUGUGAGGGAGCUCGUCGUCGUCCGGCCAGCAGUCGACCCAGCCACCCUUCCACCCGCCUCUUCAGCGCACCAGUUCGAGCAGUUCUCGUUCGACGAGGACUCACCAGCGUCUUCGCCCGGCGAAGCCGACUCGCCUAUCCCGCCCCUGAAUGACGCAGCACUGUUCGGCCUCAUCCGGCGGUGCAGGAACCUUGCCUCGUUCACCUGGUCGUCGUACCGUCUCCCGCCAGACGACCUCUGCCAAGUGCUGGGCGAUUCGACCAAGGGUCUGCUGCACUUCAAGGUCGAGAUUGUCGCGAGUCCGCUUGCGGGCGGCGCAGGCGCAGGCGAAGAGGCCGGAGUUGCCGCAGGGUCGUUCGUCGGCAGUCCUUCAAGUCCACAACUCGGCACGAGCCCGACCGCCUCCUUCGCAUCGCACGGCGCCGGCUCGGCUUCGCACGCCCCGCCGCGCUGGGACGCACCGUCGCUCUCGUCGCUACCGUCGACCCUCACAAGUCUCAGCAUCUCGUCCCUCUCGCUCGCCGGCUCGCGCACGCUGAGCAACUCCCUCGCGUCCUUCCCUUCCCUCGAGUCGCUGUCGCUCUCCCGCACGCUCUUCAUCGAUGACGCAGUUCUCUCGAGCAUUGGCGAGAACUGCAAGGCGCUCAAGAGGCUCGAGGUGAGGGAGAUGGGCGGGACAAAGAUCAGCGAGAAUGGGCUGGGAGAGGUCUUCGCGGGCUGUGAGGGACUGGAGGUGCUCGUGUUCGAUGCUGUCGAAGGCCGCUUCUCGCGCUCGACAUGGUCAAACCUCGCCCCUCUCCCCUCCUCCCUGCACACCCUCAAGCUCCUCUACCCCGAAUCAGGACCUCACAAGUCCUGGGUCCUCGACCACCUCUCCUCGCUCUCCUCGAUUCUCACUCCCGCCGGAGGACCCGGUCUCAAACGCCUCACGGUCUCUCGCAAAGUCCGUCCCGAAGCACUCGUGCCAGGCUCACACCACCUCGCCUCGAACCCCAUCGACCCGACACUCGACCCGUCCAAAUGGGUUCUCACCGCCCCGAGUCCCGAGAUUGAGGCGAUCUGCGAGGAUGGCAAGAGGUGGAAGUCGCUGGAGUUGGACUUGUGGGCCAUGGAUGGCGGAGCGGUCAAGCGCGUGUUGGAGGAGUGUGCGGGAGUGAGGAAGGUCAAGGUCUUGCUCGAUGCGCCGUUCAGGAACUUGCUCACGCUCGGCUCUUCUUUCGCCGCCUCGUCCGCGCUUCAAUGGUUCGUCGUCUCGAUCCCUCCUCACCACACGCCUGAGCUCUCCUCGCUCGACCCGAACGAGUACCUCUCGCUCGUCGGCGCUUCCCCUUCGCCCGCCACUUCGCCCACCAAGUCUCCCUCCGGCGAAAAGGGCGAGAAAGGCGACAAGGAAGACCGCUCGACCCACCCUGUCUCGCACCUCUCGACUCUCACUCCUCCAACUCGCGAGUGGCGGAGGUUCCUCAAGCGCUCGCACACGCUCGAGAGCUUGACGUGGGCUGGCCGGGGCGGUCUCGGAACGUGGAAGUUCGGAAGCAAGGCGGGCAGUUCGUUGCUGAGGGUCGAGUUCGAGCCCACGAGGCCGAGCAGCACGGCGACUGCGGGUGCAGGCGCGACGGAGGUCCCGAAGAGCCCGAGGAGCCCAAUGGGAAGAAGGAGGUCAUCGAUCCUCUCGUUCGGCACAACCCCGUCCCCGACUUCGGCUUUCUCGACGCUCUCGCUCUCGCCUCCCUCGCCGACUCAGACGGCACAAACAUCGCCGCAGACCUCGCCCUACACGUCGUUCGGCUCGGCCUCGCGCGAGGUCUGCUCACCUUCGACUGGCUCAGCUCGUCGCAGGUCUUCGACGUCGUCAACCGCCUCGUCCGCGUUCUUCACCUCUCCGUCGCACACGACCGGCUCAGGCUCCGCACUCGGCUUGUACCCCAUCCCAUCGCCGCCCUCGACGGCAGUCGGCUCACGAAGCAAGAAGUCUUUCGCCGACGCGUUGUCUGGCUCGAACGGAACGAGCGGAGGAUGGACGAUGAGUGCAGGAGGAGGGGUGACUGCCGGUCCUGGUUGGGCGGAGAACGGGAACGGUACGCCGGCCGGGAGCGUUCCGUUUGUUGAGGAGGAGGAGGGAGCCGGACUGAAGAGAAAGACGAGCGGUGGAGGGAGGAGGAGGCGAGGCAGUCCAAAUACGGGGCGGAAGAAGGCUGGUGGCGCGACGAACGGCGGUGGAAGGAAGUGA